UGGGAAGGGCCGCUCCACACGUGCCGCGUUGCUGGGGGCAACGCUGCGGACGGCCACGAGCGGUCCGCGCGGCGGGGCCGGGGGGGGCGCUGCCAGGACCCGGGAGGAGGCGGGGCGGGGCGGCACCCUCAGCGCCGGUGCUUGCCGCGUCUGCCCGGUUCCGCCACCGUCGCCAUGCGCAGCCGGAGUAACUCGGGCGUGCGGCUGGACAGCUACGGGCGCCUGGUGCAGCAGACCAUCCUCCGGCAUCAGGACGCGGUGACGGGCCUGCUCCCCGCCAGCGCCGACCACCAGGAUGCCUGGGUCCGGGACAACGUCUACAGCAUCCUGGCCGUCUGGGGGCUGGGCCUGGCCUAUCGCAAGAACGCCGACCGCGACGAGGACAAGGCCAAGGCCUACGAGCUGGAGCAGAGUGUGGUGAAGUUGAUGCGGGGGCUGCUCCAGUGCAUGAUGAGACAGGUAGACAAGGUGGAGGCGUUCAAGUACAGCCAGAGCACCAGGGACUGCCUGCAUGCCAAGUACAACACUCACACCUGUGCCACUGUGGUGGGGGACCACGAGUGGGGUCACCUCCAGAUGGAUGCUACCUCCCUCUACCUGCUCAUGCUGGCGCAAAUGACGGCCUCAGGCCUCCACAUAAUUCACAGCCUGGAUGAAGUCAACUUUAUCCAGAACCUCGUGUUCUACAUUGAAGCAGCCUACAAAACCGCGGACUUUGGGAUAUGGGAGCGUGGGGACAAGACGAACCAGGGCAUCACUGAGUUGAAUGCUAGCUCUGUCGGCAUGGCCAAGGCUGCCCUGGAGGCGCUGGAUGAGCUGGAUCUCUUUGGAGCAAAGGGAGGCCCGCAGUCAGUGAUACAGGUGCUGUCGGAUGAGGUGCAGCACUGCCAGUCCAUCCUCCACUCAAUGCUGCCCAGGGCCUCCACGUCCAAGGAGGUGGAUGCCAGCGUGCUCUCUGUUAUCUCCUACCCCGCGUUCGCUGUGGAAGACAGCGAGCUAGUGGAAAUUACCAAGCAAGAGAUCAUCACAAAGCUGCAGGGCCGCUAUGGCUGCUGCCGCUUCCUCCGGGAUGGAUACAGGACCCCCAAAGAGGACCCCAACCGUCUCUACUACGAACCUGCUGAACUGAAGCUGUUUGAGAACAUCGAGUGCGAGUGGCCUCUCUUCUGGGCAUACUUGAUCAUUGAUGGGAUUUUCAGUGGAAACAUGGAGCAGGUGCAAGAGUACCGGGAAGCCCUUGAGGGAGUUCUCAUCAAGGGGAAGAACGGGGUGCGCCUGGUGCCAGAGCUGUACAGUGUCCCACCAGAUAAGGUGGACGAGGAGUACAGGAACCCCCACACUGUGGACAGGAUACCCAUGGGCAAGCUGCCACUCAUGUGGGGACAGUCCCUCUACAUCCUAGGCUGCCUGAUGGCUGAGGGGUUUCUAGCUCCUGGUGAAAUAGAUCCUCUCAAUCGCCGGUUUGCGACUGUCCCCAAGCCGGAUGUGGUGGUCCAAGUGUGCAUCCUGGCAGAGACGGAGGGGAUCAAGGCUGUUCUGAGGAAGGAGGACAUCGAUGUGGAGACUGUGGCAGAUGUCUACCCUAUCAGAGUACAGCCUGCUCGCAUUCUCAGCCACAUCUACGCCCGGCUGGGCCGCAACAAGCAGAUGUGCCUGACGGGACGGCCCUACCGGCACAUGGGCGUCCUUGGGACCUCCAAGCUCUACAACAUCAGAAAGAACAUCUUUACCUUUACCCCGCAGUUCAUAGACCAGCAGCAGUUCUACCUGGCUCUGGACAACAAGAUGAUUGUGGAGAUGCUGAGGACGGACCUCUCGUACCUCUGCAGCCGCUGGAGGAUGACUGGGCGUCCGACCAUCACCUUCCCCAUUUCCCACACCAUGCUUGAUGAAACUGGCAGCAGCGUGCACCCCGCGGUGCUGGCAACGCUGCGGAAGCUGCGGGAUGGGUAUUUUGGUGGCGCAAGGAUCCAGACGGGUAAGUUGUCGGAGUUCCUGACAACGUCGUGCCGAACACACCUCAGCUUUAUGGACCCUGGGCCAGAGGGUAAGGUCUUUGCCGAGAGUUCCGAGCUCAGCAUUGACAGCUUUGAGGAGCUAGACACUGAGGAGUGGCUGCAUGGCUUGCAGAUAGCAGAGGAUGCAGACACAUAUGACGAGGUUGCUCAGUAUUUGGACCACCUGCUGCAGCGCACAGUACCCCAGUCAAAUCUCCCUCCCACUGCCCAGCGGGGAGGGCUAAGCCGCUUCCGGGCUGCUGUCCACACUACCCGUGACUUCAUGUCCCUGGCAUCCAAGGCCAAGGACCUUCAUGUCCAGAAUGUUGGGAUGUACGUGCCCAGCAAGAUCUUCCAGGCAUCCCAGCAGUCAGUCAAGCUGCUGAGUUCACCCCACCAGCACGACACGGAUGGCAAGAGCCAUGCACUCCAUGCAGAGAUGAACCUGCCCCGUGAUGAGGAUGGCAACGUGGACUGCAAGGCACUGGUGGACCAGCUGCGUAUCUGCCCCACGCUGCAGGAGCAAGCGGACAUCCUCUACAUGCUCCAUACUCUCAAGGGGCCCGAGUGGCACACGGGGCUUGAUAGCGAGCCUGGCCCCACUGUCAAGGAGCUCCUCACUGAGCUAUAUGUGCGGGUGGGGGACACACGCCAGUGGGCCCUGAUCCGCUACAUCUCUGGCAUCCUCAAGAAGAAGGUGGAAGCUCUGGAUGAGGCCUGCACUGACCUCCUGUCCCACCAGAAGCACCUGACAGUGGGGCUGCCCCCGGAGCCACGCGAGAAGACAAUCUCCACCCCGAUCCCCUACGAGGAGCUUGUUCGCCUCAUUGAUGAAGCCAGUGAGAAGAACCUCAGUGUGUCCAUCCUCACACAGGAGAUCAUGGUGUACUUGGCCAUGUACAUGCGCACACAGCCCGCGCUCUUUGUUGAGAUGUUCCGCAUCCGCAUCGGGCUCAUCAUCCAGGUGAUGGCAACGGAGCUGGCACACUCCCUGCAUUGCUCGGCUGGAGAAGCCACUGAGAACCUGAUGAAUCUCAGCCCAUCAGACAUGAAGAGCCUCCUCUACCACAUUCUCUCCGGCAAGGAGUUUGGGGUGGAAAGGAGUGUGCGAUCGGUUGACUCAUCGCUCACUACCGCUGUCUCCAUCUGUGAGGUGGGGGCUGUUGGGGCAACCAAACCUGAGCGUGCUGGAAUCGUGAGGCUGAAAAGUGAGAUCAAACAGCAAUUGGAUAAACGUAGGCAGUCUCUGACUGGGAGUAAGCCCCUCAGUUUGCAGUCCGGGGAUGCUGACCUGAAGUCCUCUCUGUCUGCUGGGCACUCGGAGCUGCUGGGCAAGGGCUCCUUUUCAAGCAUGCUGGAAGACCAGGGCAGUAAGGACAGCCGCCAGGGCCAGUGGCAGCGGAGACGGCGGCUGGAUGGGGCCCUCAACCGUGUCCCUGUGGGCUUCUACCAGAAGGUCUGGAAGGUCCUGCAGAAGUGCCAUGGCCUCUCCGUGGAGGGCUUUGUUCUCCCGUCUUCAACAACCAGAGAGAUGACCCCAGGGGAAAUUAAGUUUGCUGUGCAUGUGGAGUCAGUCCUCAACCGUGUGCCCCAGCCAGAGUACAGGCAGCUGCUGGUGGAGGCUAUCUUAGUGCUUACCAUGCUGGUAGACAUGGAGGUGCACACCAUUGGCGGCAUCAUAGCUGUGGAAAAAAUCUUGCACAUGGCCAAUGACCUCUUCUAUGAGGAGCAGAAAGCCCUGGGUGCUGAUGACCACAUGCUGGAGAGGGAUCCUGCGACGGGCAUCUGCAGCCUGCUGUACGACAGCGCACCGAGUGGUCGGUUUGGCACCAUGACCUACCUGUCCAAGUCAGUGGUCAUGUACGUGUACGACUUCCUGCCCACCGACGGCUGCUCCAUGCAGUAGAUCUUGCAGCUCCUCUUCCCAAGUCACAGAUGCCGUGGGAGGAUUGUUUCAUACAGCUUUUAAAGAUGGGCAUUAGGCUAGUUUGCAGGCAGCCUGCGUGGCCAUCUCUCCUCCUAGUCCUGACUUCUCGGUGGGUGAGCAGCUCUCCUGAGGAGCUCUGCGGGAGGCAUGCAUGCUAAGCUGACCCGUGCCUGGGUGCAGCCUGUGGAGCAAGGGCUGGCAGGGAAAGGCUGAGCUUUGAAACCUGCUUGUGUUAGAAGUGUCUGUCUGCACACUUCCUCCUGGGCCAUCGCCCCCGGAGAGGCCCGUAUUUGAGGGAGAUGAAGAGGGCCUCCCUCGCCAAGCAUGCGUGCUUGGCACUGCAGCACUCCCAGGCCAGCUCACACUCUCCCUGUCUCCAGCAGAUUUGAGGUUUUUAACAUGUUCUGUGCUGCUUUUUAUUCUAAAUCUGCAAGGUUUUUACUAGUGUAGGCUGGAGCUCUUGAUCUUCCUGCUGCUGAUGGAAAAGCUUUGUUAGAGAAAUAGGGGAUGCCACCUGAGCCUCUCCCAGCACACCCAAAAAUCAAAACAGUCCAACCCCGAUACAGCCGUGCUGCUAGGAAAUAGGCAGCCCAUCGUGCUUCCCUCAGGACUCGUGUGUGUGGAGCUGGGGAGGCUGUGGGAGCCGGGAGCAUCCCAAGGCAGUAUCAGAUCCCUGUUAGCACCAAGUUGUGAGGACAGGGUUUCUUGCUUGCUGGGGGAUGUGGGUGACAGCCCCUCUGUGCCAUCAGCUCUGUCCCUGGCAGUGUUGCUCAUGGUUAAGUUGCAGGUUCCCGAGUUCAUAUACGCCCGUGAAGCAGCUCCAAGCUGGCUGCUUGGCUUGGCGUUAGCUCUGCCAUCACAGAUGUGCUCUUAAUGCUCAGCUCAGCCUUGGUCAGGAGAGGGGUGGAGACUUGAGUGCAUCCCCUUUCCACUGUGUCCUGCAGGUCAAACCCCGUAGAGGAUAAUGCAAUUGAACUGAUGGAGAUCAGGCACACCCACCACAAAGCGGUGAGGGGAGUGGGGUUAUAGGAUCAUAGAAUGGUUAGGGUUGGAAGGGACCUUUAAAGGUCAUCUAGUCCAACCCCCCUGCACUGACCAGGGCCAUCUUCAACUAGAUCAGGUUGCUUAGAGCUCUGUCCAACCUGACCUUGAAUGUUUCCAGGGAUGGAGCAUCUACCACCUCUCCAGGCAACCUGUGCCAGUGUUUUACCACCCUCAUUGUGAAAAAUGUCUUCGUUCUCUCUAGUCUAAAUCUACCCUCUUUUAGUUUAAAACCAUUACCCCUUGUCCUAUUGCAACAGGCCCUGCUAAAAAAGUUUGUCCCCACUGAAAGGCUGCCAUAAGGUCUUUCCAGAGCCUUCUCUUCUCCAGGCUGAACAAUCCCAACUCUCUCAGCCUUUCCUCAUAGCAGAGGUGUUCCAUCCCUCUGAUCACUUUUGUGGCCCUCCUCUGGACUCGCUCCAACAGCUCCAUGGGGGGGUCCAGAGCUGGAUGCAGUACUCCAGGUGGGGUCUCAGUGGAGUAGAGGGGCAGAAUCACCUCCCUUGACCUGCUGACCACGCUGCUGGUGAUGCAGCCCCGGACAUGGUUGGCUUUCUGGCUUGUGAGUGCAUAUUGCUGCCUUAGGUCCAGCUUUUCCUUCACCAGUACCACUAGGACUAGGGCCUUCUUGGCAGGGCUGCUCUCAGUCCCUUCAUCCCCCAACCUAGAUGCGGGAUCUUGCAGUUGGUCUUGUGGAACCUCAAGAGGUUCAUGUGGGCCCACUUCUCAGGCUUGUCCUGGUCCCUCUGGAUGGCAUCCUGUUCCUCAGGCAUGCCAACUGCACCACUCGGCUCGGUGUCAUCUGCAAACUUGAUGAGGGUGUACUCAAUCCUGCUAUGUCAUUGAUGAAGAUACUAAACAGUACUGGUCACAGUACAGACCCCUGAGGGACACCACUUGUCACUGAUCUCCAUCUGGACGUUGAGUCAUUGACCACUACCCUCUGGAUGUGAUGAUCCAGCCAAUUCCUCAUCCACUGAACAGUCUGUCCAUCAAAUCCAUUUCCUCAAUUUAGAAGGAUGGCGUGGGCGACAAUGUCAGAGGCCUUACAGAAGUCCAGAUAGGUGACAGCUGUAGCUCUUCCCUUGCCCACUGAUGUGGUCACCCCAUCAUAGAAGGCCACUAGGUUGAGCAGGCAAGACCUCACCUACAACUAUAACCCAUCUUUUCUUCCUCGUGGAGGUGGUCAUGAUACUGGGGGCUAGGCGUUUCUGACUUUGGCUACAUCUCUGGUGUAGAUGGACCAGACCAUCAUCCAUUGACUGGCCUUCCACAUCCAGAGCCUCAUACCUGUUGUAUAGAGGCACCUGGGAGGGUGAGGUGGGCAAGUAGGGGGUUUGCCUGCCGUGCCAAGCAUGGACUUGCUUCCAUUCACUCCUUUCCUUUAAGCUAGUGCCUUCAGCCUGGUAGGGGGAAGGAUACGGGGUCCCCUUGAUCUUGGCUUUUUUCCUAGUGGCUCUUUCUGUCUCAGGGAGGGCAGAGCAUGGCUCCACUAGCCUACCUUUUUCUCUGCCUCCCUGUGCUCCUUAACCUUUCUACUUCCUUGUGUAGCCCUGCCACCAGGCUGAGCAGAUCAUCCACCUGGUCACGCCUCACACAGCCAUUCUCACUACUGCCAUCCGUUCCCAGUGACAGGCUCUGGUGUGCCCUGCAGCCUGAGGGCUGGAUGGCUGCAGGUUUUCCUGGGAGCUCUGCCUGGGUUGCCACAUCCAUUCUGGUGAGCGCAUAGGACAUGGCUUUCUGCCAGGUGGAUGCCAUAGCUAAGCUCCUGAGAGGGUGAUGACCACCACUUGAGCUCACCUCCUGAGCUGGUAGGGUGGCAAUGCCCUUCCUGCACACACUUCCACGUGAACUGCCACACCACGCUCUGCCUGCUCUGGUCACGGCACUCCUGGUCACCACUCCACCUCCCCAGGCUGCUUUUUAUAGGUGCAAGGGUGGCCCUGUGCCCCGAGACCCACCACUCCGCUGUGGAGCGUGGCAGCUCCGGAGCAGCUCACCUCAGCAACAGACAUUUUCCUGUGUGUUUUCUGAUCUCCAGGUUUGUUUGGUCUUAAAGCUGGGCUCGAGAGUAGUUCCUAGGUUGUCUUUCAGGGCCGCUUCUUAACAGUAGCAGCUAUUUUAUAGUUGUCGCACACUGAUCCUUCCACACGUGGUGAACCCUGCCCCAGGCAGAGGAGGCUUGAAGGCACUGUAAGCCCCAGCCCGACUUCCCUCUCUGUCCCAAGAAAGUCAGGAGAAAGCUGCAUUUGGGAGUCAGCAGGGCUCUGGCCGAGCGCAGGGAGCCCCAGCAGAAAGCGUUGGGCACCUUCUGGGACUCCUUUGGGGAGCAGGGCACAGGGGUGCAUCCUCUCUGGCAGGACGCCUCCCCUCGUGGGGCAGGGGCUGGGUGGGUGGGUUCGUGCCGGUCUCAGGCCUUUUUUAAUGACAAUUAUUAUGUUUUUAAGGAAAAACCACCACCUCGAGCUGCGUGGGGUGGGAGCCCCCCAAUAAAAUGUCUCUCACGC
Grus americana (Whooping crane) is the source of this 7472-nucleotide messenger RNA. RefSeq names its product phosphorylase kinase regulatory subunit alpha 1 (gene PHKA1). Bases 175 to 3903 code for a protein of 1242 amino acids. The record is from RefSeq and is a predicted model, not a curated record. The transcript has 33 exons. Gene Ontology annotation, cellular component: phosphorylase kinase complex. Gene Ontology annotation, molecular function: calmodulin binding. NCBI's taxonomy places the organism in Eukaryota, Metazoa, Chordata, Aves, Gruiformes, Gruidae. Gene Ontology annotation, biological process: glycogen metabolic process.